Malaya genurostris is the source of this 2079-nucleotide messenger RNA. RefSeq lists its product as uncharacterized. Lineage: Eukaryota; Metazoa; Arthropoda; Insecta; Diptera; Culicidae. The transcript has a single exon. The coding region runs from base 336 to 2045 and encodes 569 amino acids. The record is from RefSeq and is a predicted model, not a curated record.
AAUAUUGUUUGACCCCUUGCUUACUUACACAUUAUCACAUAUUUUCCCGCUAAAUCAAGCUGUGCUUUUUCUCUUCAGCAUUGAGUGUUAAGCGUAUCCUCACCGUGUUCACAUCGUUUGUUCAUAAUAAAUAUAAGUUGUUUAAAAUAAAAAUUAGAAACAAAACAAUGAUAUUUGAAGGCCGAUUUUUAUAAAGCGUCGCCAUCUGUAUGUCUGACCGGGGACAAAUUUUUACCAACGUGACAAAGAACAAGUAUACUUGGCACUCAUAACUCUAUUAUGCUACAUUUCUUUUUAUUUUAUUUUUCAGAUUAAAACUUCGAGAAAUUAUCAGUAUGAACAACAUUCAUCGGAAAUCCGAUUCAACGGUUGAAGCUUUUCUAAGCUGGGGUAGCAGUGAAAUUUUGACCAAUGAAAUCCUUCCGUAUAUCGCGCAUGAAAAUCAUAAAGCUAAAAUCAUUCUCAUUUCCUACUGUUUAACGUCUAACAGAAAGUCAGAGAUAUUCUAUAAAGCCUGGUAUGAAUACAAACUUCUAAAUGUAUUCAUUAUAAACUAUUUGAGCGAAUCUCGAAUACAGGCUUGUUUGUUUAACCCAUUUACCAAAAACCGAAAUGAAACGAAGAUUACAUCCACAGAUUUAUUUUGUACAAUACUUCGAAACAACGAGCAAGCGAAAAAUUAUAUUGGACAUUUCAACAAUUUCGUGCAAAAUCGAAUCACUAAUUUGAACGGUUACACUCUGACAAUCGCUAUGCAUGAGAGCGAAGGAUCGAUAUCGGCUUUUGACUGCAUUUUGGAUAAUAUCACCCUUUCGGAUAUUGAUACACAAAUUUUGACGAUUAUGAGAGAAAAGAUGAACUUCACCGUAUCUUUUGUGGAAUCCGAACUGGAACUGUCAAUGGGAUUUGUAUUUCCGAAUGGAUCGUUGGCCGGCAGCUUAGGACUUAUCGAAAAUAAUCAUGUUGAUUUGGCCGCCAAUUCGAGAAUAAUUUAUGACUAUGGUACAACCAAUCUUCUCUAUUUAGAUCACAUUGGAACGGAAAAGCUAAUUUUCCUCGUUCCUUCCAACUAUUUCGAAAAUCGCGAUAAACACAUAAUUUUUAUUAAUCCAUUCAGCAUAACAUAUAUAAUAGUAAAUUUCAUUCUGGCUGUUAUAAUUCCAUUAAUUUCUGUGUCGUUAGAAAAAAUCAACAACUAUCUAGGACCACUUGAAGAACAAACUAGUUUUGUUGGAAGUGCCCUUCAGACGCUUGGGAUCAUCUAUAGUAUAUCGUGGAAACUUCCCACUACUCCAAAAAAGCGAUGGAUCAUUUUCGGUUUGUUAGUUUACAACAUCGUAACGUAUGCCGUUUGGCAAGCAGUUACCAUUGGUUAUUUGAACUCAGACAAUCAAUACCUGAAUAAUAUUAACAGUUUAGAUGAGUUGUUGGAAACAAGUCUUACGUUAAAAGUAUCCAAAUACCACAAACAAAUGGUAACUCAUGCAAGUUCGAAUUCACAGAAUCCAAAUAAUCGAUUGCUUUCCGAACGUUUAACAACCGAGAAUACUGCUGCUAUUCGGACUGCCGUCGAGGAAAUCAUCACCCAUCGAAGGUCUGCGUUUCUUAUUUCCGGUGUCUACGUUCAGCUGAUUAAGUCUGGAAGCUACAAAUGGAUCGAUGGACAUAAUACUGGUAUAUACGCUAUUUCGACUCCGGUGUAUGAAUUUUAUAAAUCGAUGGUUGUGCCAAAAACAUCUCCCUUCGUGAGGUCUUUUAAUGACAUAAUUGCCCGGUGCGUCGAAAGUGGUUUCAUCGAAUAUCAAAAUCAGCAACUCGAAACAGUCGUGAAUGUGUUAGAAAUACGUCAUCAAUUAGAGGCAGAGGUAAGAAAUGAUAAGCACAUUUUCGAUAUGGCAAUCCUACAAAAAUUUUUUCUGUUAUAUCUGAUGCUAAUGGCACUAUCAAUUGUAGUGUUUAUUUUAGAGAUAGUAAUAAAACCAUGUAAUAGAUGCCGCAAAAAUAAAGUAGGGAAUUGUGGGCCAGAAUUUUACUACUAUAAUUAAACCACAUAUGGAAAAUUAUCUUACAAAAGCUUAA